Hansenula anomala is the source of this 1743-nucleotide messenger RNA. RefSeq lists its product as uncharacterized. Gene Ontology annotation, cellular component: plasma membrane. The transcript has 2 exons. The record is from RefSeq and is a predicted model, not a curated record. Gene Ontology annotation, biological process: ammonium transmembrane transport. The coding region runs from base 272 to 1702 and encodes 476 amino acids. Lineage: Eukaryota; Fungi; Ascomycota; Saccharomycetes; Phaffomycetales; Wickerhamomycetaceae. Gene Ontology annotation, molecular function: ammonium channel activity.
GUGCUCCAUAAAUUGAAAUGUUAGAUUUCAUAAUCGUAUUCUUGGCCAUGUACUUGAAUCAUGAUCCUAUCUUGUUCCAAUUACUGUAUGGGCCGCUUGCUAGUGAAUCAUGGCUUAUCAGCUUUCUUGAAUAGCCACUAAACACCGCUGUGUAGCAUCCAUCUGUAUAUAAACAUCCCUUGAGAACAUGAUUCAUCAUUAUCGUGAAACGUUCAACUACCUUAGCAGAACAUCAAACAGACACCUUCUUGAAGCUUCAUUUCUCACCAAAAUGUCACUUUUCAAAAGAGUCAUAGAAAACUAUGAUGAAGAAGUUGCAUCUCUAGUGCCAGCAGAUAUGGCUUAUGUUGCCGUGGCCACUGUUAUGAUCUUGGUUAUUACUCCAGGUAUUGCACUAUUCUAUGGUGGUAUGUUACGUGGUAAGAAUUUCAUGACUUUAAUUAUACAAUCAUAUAUGGUUACCUCUUUGAUCACUAUUCAGUUUUAUUUAUUUGGGUUUUCUUUAGCUUGUUCAACAACUUCUUCAAGUGUUAUUAUGGGUAAUUUUACUUUCGGUGCUUUGAAAAAUGUUAGUGCAGGACCUUUAGCUGAAGGCGGAACAAUUCCAGCUAUUUUAACAUUCACAUUUAAUGCAAUCUUUGCAGUUUGUACUGUCCAAAUUUUCCUUGGUGCUAUCUCAGAAAGAGGUAGAUUAUUACCUUCUUUAGUCCUUGGUUUUGUUUGGUGUACAUUAUGUUAUUGUCCAUUUGCCUAUUGGACUUGGUCAGCAAAUGGUUGGUUGUAUAAGUUAGGAAGUUUGGACUUUGCAGGUGGUGGUCCAGUCCAUGUUAGUAGUGGUACUGCCUCUUUAGCUUAUUCAUUCUUUUUAGGUAGAAGAAAAGGUUGGAUUGACGGUAAACCACCAAAAUUCAAACCAUAUUCACCAGUCUUGUCAUUCAUUGGUUCUUUAUUGAUUUAUUUCCCAUGGUUAUUCUUCAACAGUGGAACUUUAACCACAAUCACCACACCAAGAACUUUAUACAUUCUAACAAAUACUCACUUGGCUGCCUCUUUUGCAAUGGCAACUUUUGUCUUUUAUGAUUAUGCUGUGACAAAGAAAUGGUCAAUUCAAGCUGCCGCUGAAGGUUUAAUUGUGGGUCUUGUUUUCGCUACUCCAGCAUGUGGAUGGCUUGCACCAUGGGCUAUUGUGGUUGGCUCUAUCUUCACAGCACUUGUUUGUCGUUCAACUUACAAUAUUCAUGCUUGGAUGGGUAUUGAUGAUACUUCACACUCAUUCAAUGUCCAUGCUUUAGGUGGUGUCUUGGGUUCACUUUGUACUGGUGUCUUUGCAUCCCCAAACAUUGCAGCAAUGGACGGUGUCACUGAAAUUGAAGGUGGUUGGAUCUUUCACCAUUGGAAACAAGUGGGUUACCAAUUAGCUGGUGAUGCUGCCAUUAUUUCUUGGACUUUUAUCAUGACAUAUGCUCUAUGUUUCAUCAUUGAUAAGAUUCCAGGUCUAAAAAUGAGAGUUUCUGAAGAAGCAGAAGAAAUGGGUUUGGAUCUCUAUGAGAUGGCUGAAACUGCUGAUCCAUUCAUCAAAGGGUUUGAAGAUAACUCCCAUGUCGAAUAUUUGACUGGAGAGCAAGCUGGUUCUUCUAAUUCAAACUUGAGUAACAACAUUGAGCUUGGUGAUGUCAAGCGUCCAGUUCCAGCUGAGGUUUAAGAGCUGUGCUCCUUCUUUGUAUUUUGUGUUUAGCUUAAUAU